AACGUUAACAGCAAUGUCCGAUCCCAGUUUUAACAGAAGCCAGCUUGAGCAAUUGAUCAGCAGGCGAUUCUUCUACGCCCCCGCUUUCUCCAUCUAUGGUGGUGUCGCCGGUCUUUAUGACUAUGGCCCGACAGGUUGCGCUCUCAUGAGCAACAUCAUUCAGCUUUGGCGUAACCACUUUGUCCUCGAAGAAGAGAUGCUCGAAGUUGACACCACUAUCAUGACACCUGCCGAAGUAUUGAAGACCUCUGGUCACGUUGAGAAGUUCAGUGACUGGAUGUGCAAGGAUGUUAAGAAUGGCGAGAUCUUCCGUGCCGAUCACUUGGUUGAGGCCGUUUUGGAAGCCAGACUUCAAGGCGACAAGGAAGCCAAGGCUGCUGCCUCUGGUGCUGCCCAUGUUGAAACUCCCACCGCCACUGAUCCAGCCACUGCUAAGAAGGCUUCCAAGAAGAAGAAGAGCAAGGUCGUUGUCGUUGAACUUAAGCCCGAAGAAAAGGCUGCUUAUGAGGACAUUUUGGCUAAGAUCGACAACUUCGGUGGUCCAGAACUUGCCGAAAUCAUUACAAAGUGGAACAUCAAGUCUCCAGAAUCUGGUAACGACUUGACCGCUCCUCAAGAAUUCAACCUUAUGUUCGACAGCAGCAUUGGUCCCACUGGUCACCUCAAGGGCUACCUUCGACCAGAAACCGCUCAAGGUCAAUUCCUCAACUUCAAGAAGCUUUUGGAAUUCAACAACGAUAAAAUGCCUUUUGCCUCUGCUUCCAUCGGUCGUUCCUUCCGUAACGAAAUCUCGCCCAGAUCUGGUCUCCUUCGUGUUCGUGAAUUCACCAUGGCUGAAAUUGAGCACUUUGUCGAUCCCGAAAACAAAGACCACUCUCGAUUCGAUGAUGUUAAGGAUAUCAAGUUGAACCUUUUGCCCGCCAAGGUCCAACUCGAAGGCAGCACUGCAAUCACCGUCAUGACCAUCGGCGAUGCUGUUGCACAAGGUGUUGUUGACAACAAGACCCUCGGUUAUUUCCUUGGUCGUAUCUACCUCUUCUUGAUCAAGGUUGGCAUCAACCCUGACAAGCUCCGAUUCCGUCAACACAUGAGCAACGAAAUGGCUCAUUAUGCUUGCGACUGCUGGGAUGCUGAAAUCAAAUCCAGCUAUGGUUGGAUUGAAUGUGUUGGCUGUGCUGAUCGAUCUGCCUACGAUUUGACUGUCCACGCCAAGCGUACCAAGGAGAAGUUGGUUGUUCGUGAACAACUUGAUGAGCCCAAGGUCAUUGAUAAGCUUCAGUUGGAAGUCAACAAGAAGGUGUUUGGUCCCAAGUUCAAGAAGAAUGCUAAGACCGUCGAAGACGCCCUUUUGGCCCUUUCUGAAGAUGGUCUCCAAAAGCUCAAGGAUGAGUUGGAUGCUUCAGAGAAGACCUCUAUCAACGUCGAAGGUCAAGAUUAUGAACUCACCAAGACUGACAUUUCCAUCGAACGUGUUACUGUUACUGAGCACAUUCGCGAAUACACUCCCAACGUCAUCGAGCCUUCAUUCGGUCUUGGCCGUAUUCUUUACUCCCUUUUGGAGCACGUCUGGUGGAAGCGUGACAACGAUGAAGACCGCAAUGUCUUGUCUUUCCCUGCUGUCGUUGCUCCCUACAAGUGCUGUCUCUUGCCCUUGUCCGGUAACUCAGUCUUCACCCCAGUUGUCCGCAACCUUUCACAACAACUCCGCGCAAAGAAUAUCUCCACGCGUACCGACGACAGCAAGGCUUCCAUCGGUCGCAGAUAUGCUCGUAAUGAUGAACUUGGUAUCCCAUUCAGCGUCACUAUUGAUUUCCAGACUGUUGAAGAUGGCACCGUCACUCUUCGUGAACGUGAUUCUACCAAGCAGAUUCGUGAAAAGAUAGAAGUCAUCCUUCAAGUUCUCAAGGAACUUUCAGAAGAAACCAUCACUUGGGAUAAGGUUGUUGCUACUUAUCCUGCUUUCAGUGCUAAGGAAGGUGAUGAGGAAUAGAUUAGUACUAUAUGGCUCACCCAAACCAUGUUCUAAAAUCCAAGAUAUUUCUUCGUUCUUUUAUUGCUCUUCCCAAAAAUAUAAAGAGAUAAAAAAAAAAUGAUCCAUAGAUACUUGCUGUUCUGGAG
Molecule: messenger RNA, 2118 nt
Organism: Umbelopsis ramanniana AG
Lineage: Eukaryota; Fungi; Mucoromycota; Umbelopsidomycetes; Umbelopsidales; Umbelopsidaceae
Exons: 6
Coding region: 14-1990 (658 amino acids)
Biological process (GO): mitochondrial glycyl-tRNA aminoacylation
Cellular component (GO): mitochondrion; cytoplasm
Molecular function (GO): ATP binding; glycine-tRNA ligase activity
Source: RefSeq, a predicted model, not a curated record